Formica exsecta is the source of this 1593-nucleotide messenger RNA. RefSeq names its product splicing factor 3A subunit 2 (gene Sf3a2). The coding region runs from base 147 to 971 and encodes 274 amino acids. The record is from RefSeq and is a predicted model, not a curated record. The transcript is spliced from 3 exons. Gene Ontology annotation, cellular component: nucleus; U2-type prespliceosome; U2 snRNP. Gene Ontology annotation, molecular function: zinc ion binding; nucleic acid binding. Gene Ontology annotation, biological process: spliceosomal complex assembly. Lineage: Eukaryota; Metazoa; Arthropoda; Insecta; Hymenoptera; Formicidae.
AAUCGAGCACGAGGCACGAGAUUUCAGCACGUUACUACUUAGUACACCCAUCACCCAUCUAACGACGUUAUCAAACAUGGUUGUAACAAGUGAGACAAUCGAGUGAAUCGGAGUGCAUUAUAGGCAUAUCAUACGAGUGAUCGAGGAUGGAUUUCCAAAAUCGUCCCGGUGGCAAAACCGGCGGCGGCGGGGUCGCCUCCUGGUCGGAGAGCAACCGCGACCGCCGGGAACGGCUCCGUCAGCUCGCCCUGGAGACUAUCGACUUGAACAAGGAUCCGUAUUUCAUGAAGAAUCAUCUGGGCUCGUACGAGUGCAAAUUGUGUCUUACUUUGCAUAACAACGAGGGCAGUUACCUGGCGCACACUCAGGGUAAGAAACAUCAGGCUAAUCUGGCCAGGAGGGCCGCGAAGGAGGCCAAGGAAGCGCCGCAGACCCUAGCGCCGGAGAAACCCCGAGUCGAGCCCAAGAAAUUCGUAAAGAUCGGUCGACCUGGUUAUCGAGUUACGAAGCAGCGCGAUCCGGAAUCUGGCCAGCAGAGUCUACUAUUUCAAGUAGACUAUCCGGAAGUGGCGGACAAUGUGAUAUCCCGGCACAGGUUUAUGUCCGCCUACGAGCAGAGGGUCGAGCCACCUGAUCGCAAAUGGCAGUAUCUACUGUUUGCGGCUGAACCAUACGAAACUAUCGCCUUCAAAGUACCCAGCAGAGAGGUGGAAAAGGCGGAAGGAAAGUUCUGGACUCACUGGAACAAGGACACAAAACAAUUUUUUUUGCAAUUUGCAUUCAAGAACGAAAAACCGUCCGUGGGCAAAGUACCGCCGCCGCCGGUUCCUCUGAUAAGACCGGGACUGAGUUCGAUGGUGCCUGUUCCGCCGCCUCCUCCUAGACCACCCAUGUUCAAUCCGGUACCGCCUCCACCGGCUCUCCUAGCGGGUGGAAUGCAAAUACCUCCUCCACCGCCUCAUCUAGCGUAAUGCAUUUGAUACAGUUCGAGUAAAUUUUUUUUUAUUAAUAAAAACUCGCGCGUAUUAUCCUCCCGAGAAAAAAAAUGUAUUUGUGUAAUUAUAUAAGAUCAUAUAUGAUCUUAUAUCCAUUUUUCUCAGAAUUCUAAAGGGAAUAUAACUGUUUAUAUAUUUCCAUCAAUAUGCAAAAGACCAAAUGUGUCUGUUCGAUAUUAACGCAGUCAAAAAAUAUGUAAUAUAUUUAAAUGUAUAUAAUAAGAUGCAAUCUAUCUACAAGAAUGAGACAACUUAUGAGGCACAAAAAAACAUGUCUUUAAAAAAAAAAAUUUUAUUUAUCAUUGAAAUAUAUAUUCGUUUCCAUAAAUUACUCUUAACAUCUUCACAUUUUUUAAAUAUUUUUAUAAAGUUUUAGUAUUUGUAAUAAUAAGAGUACACUUAUGGAAAUGAGGCUUAUCCUGAAAGUAAAGAGCAUAAAAUUAGUAUUUUGUUUAUAUAGGUUCCUUGAAAGAUAUUUCAUAAUUGACUCAUUAGAAUGCAACUAUUUACACAAACAUUACAUCUUGUAGAAAUAUUUCAACACUUUCCAGUCCAUUGCAAAAUCAUAAACAAUGCAAGAAUUUAAAAAAAAAAAAAG